GUCGAGUUUCAGUGUGAGCCUCCCUGCUGCAGUUUCAAGCGAAGACGCCUGCUUUAUGUGUUUCUGGGCUCUGAAAGGCAGCUCCUCUGUUCAGUCCCUCAGCAGAAAGUGCAGACCUAAGAAACAUGAGUCAGGAUCAAAUCCCCAGGAUGAAGAAGAAGUUGAUCAUGGAUGUGGACACUGGGGUGGAUGAUGCUAUGGCCAUCAUGAUGGCCCUCGCAGCCCCUGAUGUGGAGCUCCUGGGGAUCACGUGCUGCCACGGCAACACACCCCUGGAGAACGUGCUCAAGAACACGCUGCGCGUCCUGAAAAUCUGCAACAGGCUGGAUGUGCCCGUGUACCGAGGCUGUGCAGAGCCCCUGGUGGCUCAUAAACGCCACGCUGGAGAUUUCCACGGGAAGGACGGACUGGGUGAUGUCCCGGAUCCAGACGCUCCAGGUCUGCAGCUGCUGCAGAAGGAAAAAGCUGUGGAGGCCAUAAUCAAGAUGGUCAAUGACAACCCAGGAGAGGUGAGUCUUGUUGCCACUGCGCCCCUCACUAACCUGGCCAUGGCGGUGAAGCUGGACCCCUCCCUUCCUGAGAGGCUGAAGGCGCUCUACAUCAUGGGAGGAAACACCGAGUCCAGGGGUAACACCACAGUGUGUGGAGAGUUCAACUUUGUGGCUGACUCUGAAGCUGCCUACGUCGUGUUGGACCGCUACACCUGCCCCACCUACAUCGCCACCUGGGAGUUCAGCUGCAGGAGCAGUCUGCCAUGGUCCUUCGUUGACACUUGGCUGGCCCAAGAUACAGACAAGGCUCGUUUCAUGGAGAGGAUUUCCUGCCACACCAGGAAGAUGGUCCAGACGGAGCGGUAUCAAAAGGAGCUGGUGUCAGGACCUGGGUUUAACUCCUGUGACACCUACGCAGUGGCUGCAGCCAUCAGCGACACUCUGCUGACAGAAAGCGAACAGGUGGCGGUGACGGUGGAGCUGGGGGGGACCUACACCCGAGGCAUGAUGGUGCUGGACUACAUGGAGCUGCUGAAGAAGACACACAAGGCGUUCAUCAUGAAGACGGUCGACCUGGAGAAGUUCAAGCAAAUGUUGAUGGAUGCGUUGAAGUAACAUGGAUUUCUCAGAAUGUGCUUCAGUGUUUUAAAAAGGAAAAAAAAAAGUUUACGGUAUAAAUGAAACGUAUAUAAACUACAUGUGCUGGCUCAAUAACUGACCCUCUUCUUCUUGUAAUUCUUCUAUAUUUACAUUCAUUGUUCAAAGCAUAGAUUGCCUGUAAAGAUGCAUGAAAUGACAGCAAAGUGAGGCCAAAGUAUCUGUAUCGCCCCCUGGUGGCUGGUUCAUAUGAGGGAUAUUUUGGCUUAAAUUACUGCAUUGUGGGAGGAAGUGGAGACACGUCAACCAUCUUUACAUAAAGUCAGUGGUUCGACCUAAACUUUGACUCCAGUAUUAAAUGCAUUAACGCUGCAAGAUCUGCAAGAAAAAGUGUUGCAUGCUGGGGAAUAGUUUAUCAUGGGUUUAUUUAAACAUUUUCCAGCCUGAAGGCAAAAUGAACACUCUUCUCAUGUCUUCCAGCAGUGACUCAUGAGGCGUCCAAUGAUGACUGGAAGCUUUCAAGUUGUAAAAUAAAUGAAAUUAUUAAAUAAUUGAAAUUAA
Paralichthys olivaceus (Japanese flounder) is the source of this 1649-nucleotide messenger RNA. Its product is annotated as inosine-uridine preferring nucleoside hydrolase-like. Lineage: Eukaryota; Metazoa; Chordata; Actinopteri; Pleuronectiformes; Paralichthyidae. Gene Ontology annotation, molecular function: hydrolase activity, hydrolyzing N-glycosyl compounds. The record is from RefSeq and is a predicted model, not a curated record.